Molecule: messenger RNA, 1582 nt
Organism: Corticium candelabrum
Lineage: Eukaryota; Metazoa; Porifera; Homoscleromorpha; Homosclerophorida; Plakinidae
Exons: 5
Coding region: 99-1346 (415 amino acids)
Source: RefSeq, a predicted model, not a curated record
CACUAGAGCUACAAUAGAGAGGCAAUUGAAUUCUGAUGCCUGCGCUCGCGCUCUAGAGAAACAGUCGGCGCGCUCACGCCCAGCAGUCGACCCAAGUCAUGCUCAAGUCAACUCUCUGUCUGCUGCCUUUUGCGCUACUGACUGUCGCUCAGUCGACCUCCUACGUUCCAACCACUUCGUACGACGUCCAAGAUUACGGAAAUUGCUACAGCAAUCUGCCUCGUCCGCCUGUCGGCGGCGAGUUUCGCAUCAAUGCGAUGAAGAUGGGCGUUGUUUCGUUGACAUACUCGUGCAAAUCGAGAUACAAUCUCGUUGGUAAAGCGGUCGUUAGUUGUCGUAGCGGACGGUGGCCGAACAAGUUGCCAACAUGCAAGUUUAACUAUCGACGAUGUUACGCAAAGUUUCCUCCUGCACCGCAGUUUGGCUACAUUCUGAAGCAAAAAUAUCGUGACAAAGCGACUGCAUGCUACAAGUGUGAAAAAGGUUACAAGCUUGUGGGACCAUCGACUAUCGUAUGCACUGCCAAGAAAGGACUACAACUAUACAACAAAGCUCCGCCACAAUGCCAUCUUGACGUAAAUACUGAAAAAACGUGCAGCUUCAGCUCGUACGACAGCGGCUGUCAGUAUCUUACUGACAGCGAAAGGCCAAACAGAUGGCAACUAGAGGUGCAGAAGUGCGUACGGAAGCAGCAACAGUUUCAAUUUACGACCAAGCAAAAGCCCAUCUUGGCAAUAAGACUGAGAAAUUCAAGUUUGAGUGUUGAUCCGUUAAUGGAAAAAUUUGAAAAUUUUUCAGAAACGCCAACACCGACGCCAACACCGUCUGUUUAUUAUUAUUAUUACUAUGGCAGGUAUGGGAGGAAUGCCGACUCGAAGACGUGCAGGAAAAAUUUCAGGAAUGCGACGGCCGUUCUUGUGUUGCGCCCUGCACUUGUCGUGAAGAGAGCUACACAUCCGAGCGUCUUAGUGGACGAGAUACUUGAAGUCGGUGUACUAGGAAUAUCGGUGGCUCAUUUCAUCAAGUUUACUAUCGAGGCUCCACUACAUGCGGUAGCAUACGGGUUACAGGUGUCCGGCCAUUGCCUUCCAGACCCACCCGGUAGCUUGUACCUUGCGUAUACCCUGCCUCCUUCACCCCACAGUGCCGUUCAUAGAGAUUUCUGCAUCAAGCUACGUAAUCGAGUCCGCUGCAGCUCACGACGCAAUUUCCACUUCUUUGUCAGAAUUCGCUUUUUGGCUUUGUUUCGACCGAGCAUACCGAGCGACGCAGGUGUACUCAGAAUAACUCCAAAAGGGGCAUCUCGUUCAGUCUGUGCUGGAUUUAGUCAAGAAGACAAUCCGUAGCUGCAAAUUGGCUCUUGCUGUCUUUCUGUCCGAAUUAUCAAUGUUCGUUUCGGUCGACCGAUUGACUCUGUUGCUUGACGUUCGAGAUUAGUAUAGUAUGAUGGCUCUGCAUGAGUUUCAAUGAGAAGCUGCUGUCUUGUUGCGGCAUUGUCUCUCUGCUGUAGAGAUCACUGCAAUUGCAUAAAAAUAUCCAGACGCUAAAUACAAGUGAGUGACACGAUGUUUCAAGUUGUGGA